AAAACAGGGACUGUGAUCGUGGGGUUCUGCGCCCGGCGCUGUCUGGUUCUGAAUAAUCCCGCGGCGUGGGGGGGAACCCACGGCACGGAGGCGGCGCGUCGCUGACGACAGCGCGGAGAUUUCUGCCCCUCCGAAGGCCUCCGAGGACGGGCUGGAAAGCCAGCGAGUCGCCGCGGAAGCUGCUAGCGCGCCUGGAAGGAGCCGCGUCGGCCAGAAGGAGACCGAACCCCGGGCCGCUGACCUGCCUGCUCCGCCUGCGGGGAUCCCCCGGUAGUACCGGGCGCGCAGGGGGGGGGAGGUCCGUGAUUUGCUUCGCCCGGCUGCCAUGAGAGAAGCCCGGGACCGUGUGGAAGAAUGCGCCGCCUCCUCCCGGUGCUAGCUCCGCCGCGGCUCCAUGGCCACCAGUAACAACAUGCUCCUGGCCUCCGCCGUGGUGGUGUGGGAAUGGCUCAACGAGCACGGCCGGUGGCGGCCCUACAGCCCCGCCGUCUCACACCAGAUAGAGGCGGCCAUCCGGAGCAGCGACCCCCGCGGAGGGAGCGUGGUCCUCGGCCAGGUGGACAGCAGGCUCUCGCCGUACAUCAUCGACCUCCAGUCCAUGCACCAGUUCAGACAGGACACAGGAACCAUCCGUCCGGUCCGGAGGACCUUUUAUGACCCGGCCUCCGCCCCGGGUCAGGGCUGGCAGUGGGAGUGGGAGAACGACGCCGGCACGUGGACGCCGUACGACAUGGAGGUGGCCAUCGCCAUCGAGAGCGCCCACAGCCGCCAGCAGACCUGCCUGGACCUGACGCCGCUCGGGUUCUGCUACCUCAUUGACUUCAAGAACAUGACGCAGGUGAACAGGCAGAGCCAGCGGUGCCGGAGGAUCCAGAGGCGCGCCGACAUGGCCUACCCGCUGGUGUCGGGUCCGCUCCCCGUGCCCAAAGGAGGGGGGGCGGGCGGCGGCCUGACGGGGGCCCUGCUGGGCGUCGGCGUGUCCGGCGCCGGAGUCGGCGGCCCCGUCACGGCGAACGGCGGGCUGCCGGUUCUGGGUCUGGGCCAGCCGUGCUCCUGCCAGCAGUGCAUGCUGGUCCUGAGCGUGAAGACCCACACGGCGGGCGGCCCGGCGGCGGUGCAGACUCUGAGCCGGCGCGCUCUCACCAUGCAGCGGCCCAGGAACGCGGCGGCGCCCGGCGCCCGCCCGCUGAGCCCGGCCAAGGCGGCCACCCUGGGGCGGGGGCUGCAGCAGAACCCGGGCUACUACCAGACGCUGCCGCACGGCCUCGCCAUCAGCAGAAACACCGCCUCGCCCCGCCGCAACGCACAGCUCUUCGCCCAGUCGCUGGCCGCCCUCACCGCCGGCGCCUCCGCCAUGGCCGUGUCCGCGUCUUCCACCCGGCCGCCGCCCCCCUCCCUGCCGCCGCCGCUGCCCCCCUCCCACCAGAACCCGCCGUCCAUCCCCCCCAAGCUCUCCUCCUCCUCCUCGGCCAACGAGUCGGUGCCGACCGCCACCUUGGUCACGCCCGCCAGCAGCGUGACCACGCCCCCCUCCCCCGUGCCGUCUCCGUCGCCCGUGGUGAUGAAGCCGCAGCGGACGCCGUCGACGGCGGCGUGCCACGCCCCCCUGCCGCCGCGGUCCAGCCUGGCCGGGCUGAGCCGGCCGGCGCUGCAGCGGAUCGCCAUGGCCCAGUCCAGGUCGCUGAUCGCGUCAGGCGUUCCCACGGUGCCGGUGAAGAACCUGAACGGGUCCAGUCCGGUCCACCCGGCGCUGGCCGGGAUCACGGGGAUCCUGAUGAGCGCGGCGGCGCUGCCCGUCUGUCUGACCCGGCCCCCCAAGCUGGUUCUGCACCCCCCACCCGUCAGCAAGAGCGACAUCAAGCCGGUACCGGGCUUCAGCCACUGCUGCAGGAAGACCACCAAGAAGCAGGUCCGCAAAGGCAAGACGCCGGAGGAGGUGGUGAAGAAGUACCUGCAGAAAGUGAAGAGUCCUCCAGAGGAGGACUGCACCAUCUGCAUGGAGCCGCUGGGGGGGCCGUCCGGGUACAAAGGUCCGGGCGUGGGUCCCGUGUCCAAGGCGGAGUCGGUGGGGCGGCUGGCCCAGUGCGGACACCAGUACCACUUCCAGUGUCUGGUGGCCAUGUACAACAACGGCAACAAGGACGGCAGCCUCCAGUGUCCCACCUGUAAAACCAUCUACGGCGUGAAGACGGGCAACCAGCCCGCCGGCAAGAUGGAGUUCCACGUCAUCCCCCACUCCCUGCCGGGUCACCCCGACUGCAAGACCAUCCGCAUCAUCUACAACAUACCGCCCGGCAUUCAGGGACCAGAGCAUCCGAACCCAGGGAAGCCCUUCACUGCCAGAGGCUUUCCACGACACUGCUACCUCCCAGACAGCGACAAGGGCCGCAAGGUUCUGAGGCUGCUCCUGGUGGCGUGGGACCGCCGGCUCAUCUUCUCCGUCGGCACCUCAAGCACCACAGGAGAGUCCGACACCGUCAUCUGGAACGAGGUCCACCACAAGACGGAGUUCGGCUCCAACCUGACGGGCCACGGCUUCCCCGACCCGGGUCACCUGGACAACGUCCUGGAGGAGCUGCGCGUUCAGGGCAUCACCGAGGAAGACGGCGUGGUGGAGAAGUGAGCGACCCGACGGAGCGGAGGAGGCGGUUCUGGACGGGGGGGGGGGGGACUCUCCACCAGCAGCUAGGAGUUCUGGAAGAGGAGAACCUGGUUCCACUCAGACUGUAGCUGUCGGUGCCGGCGCAGCCUUUCAAUGCAAGCUGCUCCAAAUGUCAGUUUCUGAACCAGCGCAUUAAACCGAGGGGGGGGGGGGGGGGUCUGGUUCUGGUUCUGGUUCUAGGUACUAAACUAGGGGGAGAAUGAAUGGUACUAACACCUAGAAACAAGUUAACUUUACUGAGUGAACGGGUCAUAAAAAGAUGGAGAGAAGCAGAAAAACUGGGAGGAUGGAGAUGGAAGGAGGAGGAAGAGGAGGAGGAGGGAGGAAGGUGUGUGAAUGUGCUUUAGGACAGCGGUAGAAAUUAACUUGUGUGGUGCGUUCAGGUACCUGAUGGACCGUCAGAGACCGGAGUUCAUGUCAUGUGGCGCUGCGGGGACAGGGCGCCCCCUGGUGGGCGUUCUGCGGCGCUGCAGUUUCAUCGUUUAGCUUCACUUCACCCUGGGAGAAGAUCCAGAACGGCAGGUUCUGGAGCGGUUCUGGAGGUUCUGGAGCGGUUCUGUUAGCCGCAGCCACCCAGGCUGCAUUCAGGGAACGCUGGGAUAUCAGAACCUCAGCUCCUGUCAUGUUUCGCCCUUUACUGCUAAAAUCUGGAAGGAGUUUUCUUUAUCAAACAUCCAGAAUCCAGAGUUUCCUCCAGUGAGCUGGAAGCUGAUUUUACGCUCAGUUAAAAAGUAUUAUUCUGAUACUUUAUGUAAAUUAUUCCCUUAUUUGGCAACUGAACUAGUGGAAAUCUUUAGUAGAUCCUUACCUGAUCUAAUGUCAGGAAAAUUAACUUUCCUGGAAGUUUGACCAAAUCCUUUCUUGAGGAAAGUAAAACGCGACCUGUUUGAUAUUUUUUAUCAUCUCAGAUCAAAAUGAUCAAAAUGAUUUGGUCCCCUGAGGUUCAUUAAAUGCGUCUUUAUUCUGGACUCUGCUGCCUCUGAUUGGCUGCCAUGUGCUGGGCUCAGCCAAUCAGGAGGCGUGUAGAUGGCGAGGUUUAUGCACUUUCUUUGUCAGAUAAAGAAUAAUCGCAGCUGAAGAGGCGGAGUCCGUCUGGCCGGGUCUCUGAGGUUCUGUUAGCGACCCGGAUCGCCGUCACAGCCGCGGAUCCGGGACCAGACUUGGAUUUGGGUUCUUGUAUCAUAAUCUAUCCGCCGCUGAUUGUCCUAACGAUGUUACAGCCUCCACUCUAAUGUCUUUAUUAAGUUGCUUUUUUAAUCACCUGUAGGUACAUGUUUGCUUUUUAAUAGCAUUAUUGACACUAUUCUAGAAUAAAUUGCCUUUUUUUUUUUUUGUCUCUUAUAUUUUGUACAUUCAUGUGGCGCUCACUAAGCCUGGUUGUUUUCAAAGACAGUGUUAUUGAAUACGACGUCUUUUGUUGUUCUGUGUCCAGAAACGAAGCUGAUUUGCAUCUUUUCUUUGGAAAAGGACAUUUCACAGUGACUUUUAUCUUGUAAUGUGUUUUUUUUUCCUAACUGAAAGUCAGAGCUGUGUGUUCCUGCAGUUCUGUGAGCUACAGGAAGCUCUUAGUGUCACAUAUCAGCUGUCCUGCUGCUGGACGCUCAGGUCGGUUAGUCAGGAUCCACUUUUCCUGCUCUUUGGUCCAGACGCUGCACGCUGACCUGGUCAGGAGGCGUUUUUUCUUUCUGACUGCAGGUAACAGGUGCGCCUGCAGCGUCUGAGGCCAGCUGUGAUGUCCUUUUUUUUUUUUAUUUCAGCCAUCGCUGUGUCUCAUCCCCGCUGACAGCAACUCUCCUCACCAGUAAAUCUGUGCAUUGUUGGCCCACUGUGAGGUGGGAGGAGAGACGUGACCGCAGAGCUGGUCUGAAAGCAUGAAAACAUGACUAAAAAGUGUAAAUAUAUGGCAAAAAAAUAAUUGCUGGAGUAUGAAUGAUUAAUACGAGAAAAAUAAAGAAUGAAUGAAAUUUAAA
Messenger RNA from Fundulus heteroclitus (mummichog), 4632 nucleotides. Its product is annotated as E3 ubiquitin-protein ligase DTX1. Gene Ontology annotation, cellular component: nucleoplasm. Gene Ontology annotation, biological process: protein ubiquitination; Notch signaling pathway. The transcript has 12 exons. Gene Ontology annotation, molecular function: zinc ion binding; ubiquitin protein ligase activity. Bases 395 to 2623 code for a protein of 742 amino acids. NCBI's taxonomy places the organism in Eukaryota, Metazoa, Chordata, Actinopteri, Cyprinodontiformes, Fundulidae. The record is from RefSeq and is a predicted model, not a curated record.